Arabidopsis lyrata subsp. lyrata is the source of this 3126-nucleotide messenger RNA. RefSeq lists its product as uncharacterized. The record is from RefSeq and is a predicted model, not a curated record. The coding region runs from base 852 to 3047 and encodes 731 amino acids. NCBI's taxonomy places the organism in Eukaryota, Viridiplantae, Streptophyta, Magnoliopsida, Brassicales, Brassicaceae. The transcript has a single exon.
AAAUUAAUUAUAUGAUUUUCUUAUAUAUACACUAAGAUUUGUUUAUUUUUAUCUGUCAAACUGGUCAAACAAAUAACACAAUGAAUAUCCAAGAUCUCAGAUACUACAAGAUAAAAGUAUUACAACAUCAACUUUGUAGCGUACGAAAAUAACUUUAGUUAAUUAGAGUUACUUAACAUCAAUUAUACGAUUUGAUAAGUACCAAACUACCAACAAAUUAUAUGACAUUGCACAUCAUCAUUGUCCAGCGGAGAAGAAAUAUUGAAUUUGUUAAAAAAAAAAUACAAAUUCUUCGAAGUAAACUAAUUUGGGCUUUUGUAACUUCAAAGCCCUCAAGUUAAAAAUAAAACUAUGGUAGCAAUUAAUUAGCAACGUAAGAAAAAGCUGAGACAGUUGAAAAGAAAUCGCCAAACCUAUUGUUCUAUGGUAGAUCUGAUUGUAGCAUCUAUGAAAUUUAAUUUUCUGAUUCUAUCAUUAGCUCUUAAUAUCAAUUAUAUAACGUGCCCCCAAACAUUAAUUAUACAUGUAACCUAUUGUUCUAACUUCUUAUUUACGGUGAGAUUUUUUCCAUUUAGCUACAAAUUUCCUUUUCUAAAAAUUAUUUAUUAACGUUAAAAAAAAAAAAGGGGAAAUCAAAACACCGUUUAACUUCAGCGUCGCUCUACAAAAUAAAUCAAAAUUGCUUAUAAAUUAGGGUUCAUCAUUGACUCAUACUUCUGCCAAAAUAGGGUUUUACUUUUAAGUGAUGUCGUCAAAAGGUACAAAAACUCAAUCAAUCCACGAAUGAUCGUUUGUUAAAGCGAGGAAAUCAAAUUAGGGUUUAUCCGAUUUCGAGAGAUUCAAAAGGUUUAAUGGGAAUCGUUGCUUCCAAGGGAGAUAGUAACACUCCAUUGUUGAAUCUGUGUAAGGAGAGGAAAGAAUUGAUCAGAGCAGCUAGAGAUGGUCGUUAUCACUUAGCGAGAUCUCAUCUUCUUUACUUUAAAUCUCUUUUAGAUUUUAGCAAAGCUCUUAAUCAGUUUGUUCAUAAGGAUUUGGUUGUGAUUCCGUAUUCGGAUGAUGAUUCGUCUAGUAGUGAUAUAAUUUGUUCUGGAUCAGAUUCAGACUCGGAUACGGAUUCUGAUUCGGGUUCAGAUUCUGAUUGUUUAGUCUGUGAUCAAUCUCAAACAGCUCCGUUGAGCAACAAUGAGGAUCAGAAUCCUCGAAACCCUGAGUUUGGAGAUGGAACUUGCGGUUCAAGUAACAAUGGUCAAGAGGGUAUGGAGAAGUCAAGAGAAGAUUUAGGGUUUGAGUGGAAACAGUUCGUUAGUGAUCCAAGUGAAGAAGAGGUGAAAGGUUCGCAAAACGUUUCUUCUGUUGAACAGAAGACUUUCGCGAAUGGUGAUAUACUCGGUUUGUACGGUCCCGUGUAUAACACGCAGCAGUGCGAAUUUAUCAAACCUGAUCAAAGAGAUGAUGAGGUUGAGAGUGAUGGAUUUAGAGAAGUUAGGGAGAGAGAAGGGAUUCCUGAUUUGGAACCUGAAAGUGAUCAUAAUAGUCUUAUAAGAAAGAACCAAAAGAAGACAAAGAAGAAGAAGAAGGUUGCAAGUGAAAUUGAUAAGCAAGAUGUUGAAGCAAACACUUGUAAUGGAGAUGUUGCAGAUGAGACUGAUAAUUCUAGUGGAGCUUGCGAGCGAGAGACAGCAAAAACUCCAGAGAUUGUUACUGAAGAAGUGACAAGAUCAGAUGAGGAAGUUGAAGAAGAGACAAGAUCAGAUGAGGAAGUUUCUGAUGAAGCGUAUGAGUCUUCUUCUUCUUGUUUUUCGGAAUCUUCUGGUUCGGGUUUGACUGAUCUAAGGAAUGUUGUAGAAAGGAUCACUCGUAUAUGCGAGAAAGCUGUGGGUGAUAGUGAAGUCUCUGAGUUGCUUGAAGUAAGCAGAGUUGUUCAUCAUCAACCUUUAGGAUCUCAAUUCAAGGGAUUUGCUUCAAGGGUACUUGGUGGUACCGGGAAUUCGACUCGUGAUUUGAUUUUAAAGCGCCGUUUUCGCUUAGAUGAUGUUGCUGUUUCACUCUCUAUGACAUUAGAGAAGCUUUAUAUGUGGGAAAAGAAGCUUCACGCAGAAGUUACAGUAGAAGAAAAGCUUAGGGUUUCUUAUGAUAAAGCGUACAAGAUUCUGAACAAUCUUGAUCAAACCGGAGCAGAAUCGAGCGAGAUUUACGAGGCGGAAACUGUGGUUAAACUCUAUUUAUCUAAGAUUAAUGUUUCGGUUCGAGCGGUUGAAUCGAUUUCCAUGAGAAUUCAUAAGAUAAGAGACGAAGAGCUUUCGUUUCAGGUGAUUGAGAUCAUAAACGGAUUCAAAAGAAUGUGGAGAUUCUUGGCGAAAUGUCACCAUAAGCAGUUUCGAGUGAUUGCGAGAAGCAAGUCUUGUGUUCACAUUGUUGAAAAUGGAUCUAGCUCGAGGAAAGCUACGCAGCAAGUCGAAAAACAGAUUAGAAGAUACAGAGAAUCUUUGAAAGGUUACAUUGAUUCUCAGAGAGGUUUCGUUAAGCUCUUAAACGAAUGGCUUAGCCGAAACAUCAUGGAGGAUGAUGAAACCGAGAUCGAGGCUCCUGAGAUAUUUAGGGUUUGCAGCGAGUGGUUAAGAGAGAUUGAGAAUGUGGAUGAGAUUAAAGUGUUGAGUGCUGUUGAAGAAAUGAGAUUAAGAUUUCGAGGGUUAGGGUUUAAGCAAGUAGAGGAAGAGAAACAGAGGUUGAGAACAGAGAGAUUGUCUAAGGAGUUAGAGAAGAAGACGAAGGAGUUGGAGGAGAUCCGGGGAACGGCGCAUGGUUCUGGUCCGACGGCGAAUAUGAUGGUGGGACCUGAGUUGUUGUUUUUGAGAGAGAGUGUGACGCAAGAAACAGAAAAGCAUGAGAGAAUGAUAAGAGAGCUAAACGACGCCGUAUCGAUGAGUAUGCAAGAGUGUUUGGUUCCUGUCUUUGAGGCUUUGGAGGAUUUUUGUUUUGCUAAUUUUAAAGCAUAUCAGAACAUUAGCAUCGUUUCCACAGAAACUCUAUUAUUGUGUCAAUCAUAGAAAUAAUCAAAUAAAUAUGUAAAGAAUUUCAUAUGUUGAUAAUUUAAUCAGAUUUCGUAUUGUAUAAUAUCAUUCAUAU